This is a messenger RNA of Cucumis melo (muskmelon), 1205 nucleotides long. RefSeq names its product allene oxide cyclase, chloroplastic-like. The record is from RefSeq and is a predicted model, not a curated record. Gene Ontology annotation, biological process: jasmonic acid biosynthetic process. The coding region runs from base 119 to 874 and encodes 251 amino acids. The transcript is spliced from 3 exons. Gene Ontology annotation, molecular function: allene-oxide cyclase activity. NCBI's taxonomy places the organism in Eukaryota, Viridiplantae, Streptophyta, Magnoliopsida, Cucurbitales, Cucurbitaceae.
CCAAAUAUUCUCUCUAUUUAAAUACCAAUCCCCUUUCCCUUUUGCUCUCAAACACUCUCUCUUCCAUUUUUCUAUUCAUCCGAACACCAAAAAGCAGAGCUCUCGAAAAUCUUCUCCCAUGGCAACUCUAAGAGUACUUUCCAGCUCUAUUAGAUUAGCCGGCGUAAAUCCGAGUAAUUCCUCUCUUAAUCGGCCUGCUUCCGUCAAGAUUUCCGGUCCAUUGUUCACUCAAAGCUCCAAACUCUUCUCCCCUUCCAAGAAUCUGAGUUUCUCCGCUACUGGAAGAUCGUUCUCUUCCUCUACUCAAGCCAGUGCCUCUGAUUCCUCCAAUCCAAGUGUGUUUUUAGGUGGUAGAGUUCAGGAAUUAUAUGUUUAUGAAAUCAAUGAAAGAGAUCGUCAAAGUCCUGCGUAUCUUAGGUUAAGCCAGAAGAAUACGAAUGCGCUUGGUGAUCUGGUUCCUUUCACUAACAAACUAUAUACCGGAGAUCUACAAAAACGGGUAGGAAUAACGUCGGGGCUAUGCAUAUUGGUGCAAAACAAACCGGAGAAGAAAGGUGACCAUUACGAGGCAAUUUACAGCUUUUACUUCGGGGAUUACGGUCACAUAGCAGUUCAAGGUCCUUACCUCACCUACGAGGACACGUACCUUGCCGUGACUGGUGGGUCAGGUAUCUUCGAAGGCGUUAGGGGUCAGGUUAAGUUACAACAAAUCAUAUUCCCUUUCAAACUCUUCUAUACCUUUUACUUGAAGGACAUUGGGGACUUGCCUCCGGAACUUGUAGUCAAGCCCACUGAGCCCACCCCGGCUGCUGAGCCCACACCUAAUGCUAAGGCUUGUCAUCCUCAUGCCACCAUCUCUGGUUACACUGACUAAGGGUUUGGUUACUUAAUCCUACUUCGGUUAGCCCUCUCGAUUCCUUUCUCAAUCCAUUCUAUAAACCAUAUGUUCCUUUGUAGGGCGAUGAUAGAUGUCUUAACUAGUUAGAUUUAAUUUGGUUUGCAACUAUACUAUGUUCUUUUAUGUUUUAGUUAUGGUUUCGAUUCGUUGGCCUAGUUAGCUAUGAUAUUUUCUCUCAUAUAUGAAUUGUAAUUUUGUAGACUAUCAAGAGUGUUUGAUAUAGAGGUUGUAAUUUCAGUGUAUAAUAAAAUUGUUUCACCAAGGUGAAUUUAAUUUAGUAAUAAUUGAUAGGAUCUUUUACCAUAAA